Molecule: messenger RNA, 753 nt
Organism: Quercus lobata
Lineage: Eukaryota; Viridiplantae; Streptophyta; Magnoliopsida; Fagales; Fagaceae
Exons: 1
Coding region: 1-753 (250 amino acids)
Molecular function (GO): nucleic acid binding; zinc ion binding
Source: RefSeq, a predicted model, not a curated record
AUGGAACAGGAAAUGAUUGAUGGGUUGCAAAAUCUGUGUCUCACGAAAGAAGAAGAAGAAGGAAUACCCAUUACAACAAGAAGUAAGUCAGACCUGUUGGAAGAAUGUUCUUUGAGUCUCUUUGGUCGUCUACUCUCAGAUAGGCAGCAAAAUCAAAGAGCUUUAAAGAACACUCUGAGAUCCGCUUGGAAGAUGGGUUCGGAGCUGAAAAUGGUCGAUGUAGGGAAUGGUAUUACCCAGUUCAAGUUCAGUUCUAAAUAUCAAUUGGAGUGGGUGGAGAAUAGUGGCCCAUGGAAUUUUGAGAAUAAUUUGCUCCUCCUUUGCCGGUGGAAGAAGGGGCUCUCCACAGCAAAUAUAGUCUUUACCCAUUCUCCCUUUUGGGUACAACUUUGGGGCUUACCCUUUGAACAUAUGAGUGAAGAUGUGGGUAGGGACGUCAGAAACAGUUUGGGUUGCUUUCUAGAAAUGGACAAACGUCAUUGCCAAUCGGAUCAAGCUUUGUUUAUGCGUAUCAGAGUCGAGCUUCUUAUUGAGAAACCACUUCGCAGAGGGGGUAAUGUGGUGAGUCUUGAUGGAGAAAAGUUUUGGGUUAGCUUUAAAUACGAGAGGCUUCCCACAUUCUGCUUCUUGUGUGGCAAGCUUGGCCAUGAUGAUAAACACUGCCUGGAUUUCCCAAACUGGCAGUCCACUCCUAAGCAAUAUGGAGAGUGGCUGAAGGCAGGUGGGGUUUUCAAAGGGAACUCAAGCCAAUAA